Messenger RNA from Patella vulgata (common limpet), 1264 nucleotides. RefSeq names its product D-aspartate oxidase-like. The coding region runs from base 41 to 1048 and encodes 335 amino acids. The record is from RefSeq and is a predicted model, not a curated record. Lineage: Eukaryota; Metazoa; Mollusca; Gastropoda; Patellidae. Gene Ontology annotation, molecular function: FAD binding; D-amino-acid oxidase activity. The transcript is spliced from 10 exons.
CUUCAGCGUGUACUUUCAUGUCUAUGAAUAUCAAGUCAAGAUGAAGAUUUGUGUUAUUGGAGCUGGAGUUAUUGGAAUGUCUUCCGCUGUCAGAAUUCAAGAUAGAUACCCAAGUGCUGCCAUCACAAUUAUUGCUGAUAAGUUUUCACCGAAUACCACGUCGGACGGCGCUGGUGCUAUUUUUGAAGUGUUUGCUGUAGGUAAUACGCCUGUAGAUUUGCUGGAAAAAUGGGCCAACGAAACCUGGGAUCAUUUGAAAGAUAUGACUUUCUCCGUUGAAGCUGGUAGUGCUCGAGUUCAACAAGUAUCGGGAUAUUGGGCCACUGACUGUCUAGAUGAGUAUUCGCAAGUAAAUAUACAUGGAGAUGUUUCCAGUAGAGUUUUAACAAAAGAAGAGAUGAAAUUAUUUCCUAAGGCCAGAUGGGGACAAUUUUUCACAUCAUAUUUAGUAGAUUGUACUUCUUAUCUACCAUGGUUAAUGAAAAGAUACAUGGAUAGAGGUGGGAAGAUUAUAAAUAGAACUAUUCAAUCUUUAGACGAGCUAUAUCCGUUGUAUGACAUAAUCAUCGAUUGUUCUGGACUACGUUCAUAUCAGUUACUGGAUGAUAAAGAUGUGUUUCCUAUCCGAGGGGAAACUAUUCGGGUUCAUGCACCAUGGAUUAAACAUUUUUAUUCUCAAGAGAUUGGUGACGAGGUUACUUAUAUUUUACCAGGAUCCAAAAAUGUUGCAUUGGGAGGAACAUACCAGAAAGGUAACUGGAAUAAAUACUCUCGCCGGGAAGACAGGUUAGCUUUGUUCGAGAGAUGUUGUCAAAUUCUACCCAGUUUAAAAAUGGCGACUAUAGAUCACAGUUGGGUUGGUUUACGUCCAGGUAGAAAGAGUGUUAGAUUAGAGUUGGAACCUGCCUCACAACAUACCAAAUGCCGAGUUAUACAUAACUAUGGUCAUGGCGGAGCAGGUAUCACAUUACACUGGGGGUGUGCUCAAACAGUUGUCGAUUUACUACAAGAUAUUACAAACAGUACAACAGUUAAUUCUAAGCUAUAAACUUACUAGGGUUACCUGGCCGACGUUGUACUCGUGACUGCCGCACAUCGUUUUGAUUUUGACUUAAGAAUUUGUCAGAAGAAUAAAGGAUGGUCUGGAAAGGUUCAGUCUAGAAUAAAAUGGUAUAUAAUCUAGAAUGCGUUUCAUGAUGAUUUCCAUAAUAACGCAACAAUCAUUAACUGUCAAUUUCAUCAUCAAAUGCUGUACCAAAUACAA